This is a messenger RNA of Copidosoma floridanum, 1119 nucleotides long. RefSeq lists its product as uncharacterized. The record is from RefSeq and is a predicted model, not a curated record. NCBI's taxonomy places the organism in Eukaryota, Metazoa, Arthropoda, Insecta, Hymenoptera, Encyrtidae.
AUGCCCUGCGACGGUAAGAACAAGUCCUGCCAGAAGAGGCGCGAGCUCCUGCACCAGCUAAAAUGCCUUAUCACCACGAUGGAGCGCAAAAAACCCUGCGAGUGGGACGAGGAGCCGUGCGGCAUAACCAGCUGCCUCCCAAAGUGCCCGGCGAUCUGCUACAAGCCGUUCACGUGCCAGCCCCCGGUCUGCAAGCCACCCUGCCCACCGCUCUGCCCACCCCUUUGCGAGCCACUCUGCCAGUUGACCUGCGAGCCCCUCUGCUCGCCCCCGUGCAAGCCCAUCUGCCAACCACCCUGCAAGCAGAUACUCUGCACACCGGCGUGCGGACCGGCCAGCCCCCCAGCUUGCAAGAUGCUGUAUUUGCCAUCAUGCCCGCCAAAGUGUCCGACACCCUGCACCGUCGUUUGCCUGCCCAAGUGCCCACCACCGUGUCCGCCACCGUGCCCGAAGCCUUGCCCACCUCCGUGUCCACCGCCAUGCCAGCUAGUCUGCCCAGUGGCUUGUCCACCAAAGUGCCCACCUCCGUGCCAGAUUAUGUGUCCAGUGCCAUGUCCACCACCCUGCCCGCCCAAGUGCCCACCUCCGUGUCCAAAACCCUGCCAAAUCGUGUGUCCGGUGCCAUGUCCACCCAGGUGCCCGCCACCGUGUCCAUCGCCGUGUCCAAAACCCUGCCAAAUCGUGUGUCCGGUGCCAUGUCCACCCAGGUGCCCGCCACCGUGUCCAUCGCCAUGUCCACCUCCGUGCCAGAUUGUGUGCCCGGUGUCAUGUCCACCCAAGUGCCCGCCACCGUGUCCAUCGCCAUGUCCACCUCCGUGCCAGAUUAUGUGCCCGGUGUCAUGUCCACCCAAUUGUCCACCACCCUGCAAACCCAGGCUCUGCUACACGUCGUGUCCUCCCGAGCCGAAGCCCUGCUGCAUCCCCCUGAAAGCGUGCAAGAGCUUCGAGCUGCGGAGCAGUUUCAUGCAAAAGUGCCACUGCAUCAAGAGGAACGGCUUACAGGACAAGUGCCUCAUGUCCGACUGCAUGGGCUACCCGGAGUGCAUGACCAAGCUGUUCCCGAUCUGCGACCCCGGACAGUGUGCCCUCAUGAAACUCAGCUACAUGGGCGGGUCAUAG